ACAAUCGUCUUCGUCUUAGCCUGUCUUAGCUCCGGCACGUACUAGUCUCCCAGUCUCGUUUACGUUUUUCGCUUUUGUUUUUAUUGGGUUUGCUCGUUCGAGGUGCGAUUAAUGUUGUUGUCGACGCUGACAAAAGCCGUUCGCAGACAGAGACACCAGGUGCACAGUUCGGCGGCUACCAAAAUGCCGAAGAAGGACUCGAAAAAAGGCGAGCCCAACAAGCAGGACAUCAAGCACGAAGAGGAGUGCAUUUCUGUCGACAAAUCGGGCAAUAUUUGCCUCAAAGUCCAUGCGAAACCUGGGGCCAAAAUGAAUACCAUUACAGACAUAAGUGAUGAGGGAAUAGGAAUCCAAAUAGCAGCUCCUCCGGUCGAUGGUGAAGCCAACAGUGAAAUUGUUAAGUACGUGGCCUCUGUCCUUGGAUUGAGAAAAAGCGACGUCACUUUGGACAGGGGUUCUCGGUCAAGACAAAAAGUCUUGGUCGUUUCUGGAGGAAAACUGAGUGUGAGCCAGGUCAAGGAGCUCAUCCAGAAGCAAAUUGGAUCAUGAUUUCAUAAAUUGGUGUUUCCAUGUAAGGUAAGCUUAUCAAAUUUAAUUUUAUCUAAUCACUCUAUCGCGUGAUGGACAGAAGUUAGAUCUUUGCUGCUUUCAUCUAUCACAUUAAAAAAUGACUUAUGAUAUAAAUUAAUGUCCGCCGAUUAGUCACACUCGGCCUCGUGCAUUUCGCACCACUGCGGCGUGAUGGCGGAGGCCUGGAUUCCUCUGUACUUGUAAAUCGUCCUUGUCCAUCGCAGCAGUCUGCGAAGGGCGCCUUUACUGCUACUCGGGUUGCUCCACAGCCUUUCAGCCAGCGACGCUGAUCGUGGCCACAAAAUUGCGUCCAUGGAGCGUUCAUCUAUUAGCUCUGACCACAAAGCCACCUCGCCGCCCAGAGCCUCAAUAGGGACCUAGAAAAUAUAACUUUUUUAAUUGACUCUGGGUCUUAAAAAUAAAAACGUGAAAACUGCAGCGCAGUCAAUAGGAUUUGCUCAAAUUGGGGAUUUUUUGCUUUGUUUUCAUCUCGGAUUAGUCUUUCAUUCACAGCCAGAUAUUUUAAAAAUAAAAAAUAGCUUCCCUUGGUAGUUAUUAAUUUUGAUUAUUAACUAUUGUUUUCUGAGCUUCCAAUCGUUACUGAAUGAAUACAAAUAAUGCCAUUUUGGCUCGCAUUGUUAAGGCACUCUAAGGAGUGUCAAAGCAAUGGGAGGUAUUUGAGCAGUUCGGAGAUCUAAUACUGGCUACCCAAUGUCAGAGAUGGCAAAAAGUGGUUAGUUUAGUGACUCGAAUUGCUCAAAUUGCUCGACGGGCUGGGAGGCGCACCGGCGCCGACUCGCUACUUGCUGGUUUGCACCUUUCCAGCAUGCGUGAUUUGGCUUCACGGGACGAAUGUCUAGCGUUUCAAUGCAGUCCUCGGUGCGGAGGCAAGUGGCCCUUGAGUGGGCUGGGUCCCUGUGCGGCCUGGUGCGCCCAUGUUAUCUGUUCGCGGUGUUAUUGGGACCCGGGUUUCAGCAUUCGUGCUAGUGCAGUGCGCGCCCUUCCCGGUCCAAGAGGACGGGGAUAAAAAGAGCAAAAAAAUUUAAGAUAUAUGAACCAGUCUAAUCAUCCAUUAAAGUUAAAACCAUUGUGAAAGUGUCUAAAUCGGUUAUAAAUCCGCAUUAAAUGGCAAAUAUUAAGUUUAAGCUACAAAAAUUUCCAUUUUUAACUCUCACAGGGAUGUUUUUCAGCCCGGAAAUUCGUGUAAUGAAGUAAUUUUUUCUCUAUUACCAAAAUUCACUUAUGUAUAUUUUUGACACUUCUAUGCCAUUUUUUGCUUGAGAAAAAUAUCCUUUGCAUCUUGAAUGCAAUGAAAGGAGAUCAAAUUAAAUCUGAAAGUGGUCAUACCCUGGCCUCAUACACCUUCUUCCAAUUGGCGUAUUUGGUGAUGCCCCAGAAUCCGUGGUCCAGGUACCACGCGUCCUUGAUGCUGACUAUAAUUCGGUAUCCGCGGCUUAGAAGAUCCUGGUUCAGGGUCUCAUUGGCGGGCACCCAGGUCUGGAUGACGUAGCGGGCGGGGUCGAGCGUGACAGCAAUGCUCUCGGGCUCAGUCAGCUGGCUCGACCAGAGAAUCACACUUGGCGGCUUUUUGUUUGUCUGGUUGUACGCCUGGUCCAGUUCCUUGAGCGCCUUAGCCUGGAAGUACUGCCACGCCCACAUGUAAUCGUGGUCGGACAGGGGCCUCUGCGUCCUUUGAGUGGCCAGCCAAUCGGUUACGUUGUUCGCCUGCUUCCAACACUCGAGGAACACCUCGUCGCCGCCCAUGUGGAACACUGUGUCUGCGUGAGGAGCGAAGGCCUCUAACAUUUCCCUAAGAAAAAUGCUUAAAUGAAAAUCGACUUUCGUGGAAAGGGAAUUUGGAAUCUAUACAAAAAAGGGUUUUAGAUGUUUUUACUGGAUAUAAAAACUGGGGAAAAUAGGAAAUUUUGUCAGUAUUCAGAAUAUGUUUGGUCUUUUUGCUCAGCCAAAUAUUCAAUAAAAAAUAACAAUCCUCAAAACGUACCCUUUUGGAACAUUUUAAUUUUUUCCCCAAAAUGAAAACUAUCGAUUUGUCUCAUUAAACAAAAAUGAUCGCAGUUUCAGCCCAAUUUUAAGUCACUUUAAAUUUAAUUCAUAGAAAAUUGUGAAAUAAUUAUAAUAAAACGAAGGAAAAUCUAACAAACUCAUCAAAGCCUAAAGCUUCCUAAAAAACUUGUCUUCGUAUUUUAAAACCGCGUCCAAAAUUCCCAACCCUGAUUACUGGGUAAAAUUUAUAACUCAAAAAAGACCAUUAAUGACAUGGAAACUCACUUGUAGAGCUGUCCCAAGAUGGCGUAGACAUUCUGAUUUGCGGGGUUGAGCUGCCCGCAGGGUGGCUGGAUGCAGAGCUGCCGCCACGGCUGCUGCCCGAC
This is a messenger RNA of Cloeon dipterum, 2960 nucleotides long. RefSeq names its product UPF0235 protein C15orf40 homolog. Lineage: Eukaryota; Metazoa; Arthropoda; Insecta; Ephemeroptera; Baetidae. Gene Ontology annotation, cellular component: cytoplasm. Bases 112 to 549 code for a protein of 145 amino acids. The transcript is spliced from 3 exons. The record is from RefSeq and is a predicted model, not a curated record.